ACGUCACCAAGGUAAUGCAGUGCGAGUUUCGAGGCCAAGCAAGCCUACCACAGGUGUACACCUAAUGCGGAAGGGCGGAUGUUAUCAAACCUGUUGCACUGUUCGUUUGUUUCAUCUGCGUGUUUUUAUCUACACUGCCACACUGCAUUUGUAGCCAAGUUUAGUUUUGGGACUUUGUACACAACAUUUUGAACUUUUUGUACUUUAAAGCGACGGGGGAGGACAUGUUUGUCAGCAAACUGGUUUCGGUGUUUCUUGUCUUCAGUUUGUCAGAUGCAGCCUUCGAUGUCACAACAUCCACCCCAGAUGUAAAGGUCAAAGAGAAUGAGGGUGUUGAUCUGACCUGUAGCAACACGGCAGACUUUGGGGCGGAUGCCAGAGUGGAGUGGAAGUUUAAGAACAAAGGCUCCACAGCUUAUGUGAUCUUUGGUGGGAAACCGACCAUACCGUACGAAGGGAGAGUGACUAAAUUCGAUGGGAGAAUCCGGUUCAGCAAAGUCACCCGUCAGGACACUGGGGAGUAUAGCUGUGAGGUGUCUGGUAAUAGCAAGUAUGGAGAAGCCAAAAUCCAGCUGACUGUUUUAGUUCCCCCGUCGGUGCCCACGUGUCGUGUGCCCUCCUCCACCACCACUGGGGGCGCUGUGGUGCUGGCCUGCAGUGACCCUGACGCCUCGCCCCCCGCCACCUACAAGUGGUACAAAAACGGCACCCCACUCCCCGUGGAUCCCAAGAAGUUCCCCGAGUUCAAGAACUUCACCUACUCGCUGAACCCUACCACAGGAAACCUGGAGUUUCCGUCAGUAGCUCUGGUGGAUUCUGCAGACUACUACUGCGAGUCGUCCAACAUGGCAGGGCCCUCUCAACGCUGCCUGGUUAGGAAGAUGGAAGUUCGGGAGGUGAACACUGGAGGUAUUGUUGCCGGGGUGAUCGUGGCCCUCCUGGCGGUGGCCUUGCUGGUGUUUGGUCUCUGGUACGCCAAUCGCAAAGGAUACCUACCUAAGAAGAGCGAAAGCAAACCCAAACCCUCGGUGGUCUACCAGCCCACGUCAGAGUACGGCGAUGAGGAGGAUGGUGGUGGUGGUGAGUUCAGACAGAAAUCGUCCUUUGUGGUGUAGUCUGUCUGGUGCUGUUACAUGUCAACGACGGACCCAGGACCACACUUUGUAUAAGCCCACUGCCCUUUCUCUGAUCAGAUGGUGUCUAAUUUAAUCUUUAAUAGUGUUUUAUCUUAAAAUGACCUGUAUUAGCUUAAACGUGUUUUGAUAGACCAAGAUGUUUUCUUCUUAAAUAUUGCUGUUCUCUGACAAAUUCAGAAUAGCAGACAUAAACCAGACUUUCUUCCAUUUGUGAAUACCUCAGAUCUGUGUGAUUUUGAUCUUGUAAAUGUGUGCUUCUUUUAAGUUCAAUUGUGAAAUGGUUUGUUUACAAUAUCCAUAGAUAAUUUGUUUUAAAGAUGGUUGUUGUGGUGCAUUAUUUUAUUAUUGACAUCUUUAUUGCAAUUUGUGUGUGCUUGUAGAUGUAUAUACCUUGAUAUUCUGGUUAGUUGGACUUUAGCACUCACAUUGAACACCAUGUUAAUCUAAAUUCAUUGUACAACCAAACGUAGAUGAACAACAUAAAAUGCAGUUUCAAAUGGUCGUAGUCCAUGUACGUUAGUAGGCCUAUGCCAUGUAAAAUAGAUUAGCCAACAUUAGAUUGAAGGAUUAUGGACAGUCGAAACGUAUAUAUAUAUAUAUAGUUUUUUUUUAAAAUAAAAUGUAUUUCUCUUGAUGUC
Molecule: messenger RNA, 1774 nt
Organism: Osmerus eperlanus (European smelt)
Lineage: Eukaryota; Metazoa; Chordata; Actinopteri; Osmeriformes; Osmeridae
Gene: f11r.1
Product: F11 receptor, tandem duplicate 1
Exons: 10
Coding region: 225-1115 (296 amino acids)
Biological process (GO): intestinal absorption; regulation of membrane permeability; establishment of endothelial intestinal barrier
Cellular component (GO): bicellular tight junction
Source: RefSeq, a predicted model, not a curated record